Messenger RNA from Ceratitis capitata (Mediterranean fruit fly), 1056 nucleotides. Its product is annotated as alpha-ketoglutarate-dependent dioxygenase alkB homolog 6. Lineage: Eukaryota; Metazoa; Arthropoda; Insecta; Diptera; Tephritidae. Bases 239 to 964 code for a protein of 241 amino acids. The transcript is spliced from 3 exons. The record is from RefSeq and is a predicted model, not a curated record.
UAUCGUCAGAUUAAGCCAAGAUAUUCGAUAGUUAGCAAUUCGAUAAACCAUAUCGAUAAGUAAAUUACAUUACUGAGUUUUUUGUUUUUCUAUUCUUGUGUUUAUUUGUGUUACACAUUGUGGAGUUUAUUAUUUGAUAAUUGGCUAAACAAUCGUGCAAGCAAAGCAAUUGGAAGUUCAGACUUUUUAAUCUUUCAACUAGCUUUUCUACCGAUUUAAACGGUUUUUUUUAAGUGAAAUGGAUUUUUCGGACUUUCAAAUUCGACGGUGCCCCGCAACGGCUAUUUAUAUUCCGAACUUCAUUACUUCAGGAGAUGAACAGCGUAUAUUAUCUCACAUCGAGCGUACUCCAAAACCUAAGUGGACACAGUUACUUAACAGACGGCUAAUAAAUUAUGGAGGAAUACCCCAUCCAAACGGGAUGUUGGCUGAAAAAAUUCCUGACUGGCUGCAAGUUUAUGUGGACAAAAUCAAUAAUUUAAAUAUUUUUGGGACUCACAAUGCUAAUCAUGUUCUAGUGAACGAGUACUUAUCUGGACAAGGGAUUAUGCCACAUACUGAUGGCCCUUUGUUUCAUCCUACUAUAUCCACAAUUACAUGCGGCUCAUAUACGGUACUCGAAUUCAUUGAUGGGAGAGUGAAUACAUUAGAUCAUACCGAAACAGGCCCACAGGAAGAAACAAAUAAUAUUGAAUCCUUCCAACCAGAAAGUUCACCACGCGAAACUGCCUUUAAAAUACUUUUAGAACCUCGCAGUUUAUUAAUCCUUAAAGACUCAUUAUAUAGGGACUAUUUGCAUGCCAUUAACGAAUUUAAGGAAGAUACACUUUGCGAUAAAAUUUGCAACUAUGAGAAUUGCGAAACAACGCAUAAAAUGGGAGAUAUUUUGAAACGUGGAACUCGCAUAUCAUUAACCAUUCGUCAUGUACCUAAAACAACUAAAAUGAAACUAAAGUUUUGUUAGACAAAUCUCAGAUAUACAUUAGACCAACAAAUGGUUUAAUCCUUUUCAUAAAUAUCAAUAAAUAAUAAAUAUACAUACAUAUAAAUAAAGAU